CAAUAGACGAAAUACUUUUCAAGAGAGUUGAAUGUCUUACUUUGUUCUGACAUCAUAAUCCGAAAGAUUUCUCUUGCCUCCCCUUCCUUUCAGUCCAUCCUUUUUUAAUAUUUCAGACUCCGUUCCUUUUCCCGAGUAAAAUUUGACCCGUUCUUCGCCGGACCCGGUCUGUUAUUAUUUUUUCAUACAAAAAAAACCAACCCUCGAAAGACAGCGCUCCCUUUUUUUUUUAUUCUUUUCCCCACUCCAUUUAUAUCGACAUGCAGUCAUCUCGCUUCGCUCCCCUUGCCAUGAAUCUGUCGCGCUCGGCCCGCGCUCCUCUUGCACAAGGUAUGCGUUACCUCGCACAGGCAAGAAACUUGCACGUUCAAGCACCUGCAGCAACAUACAUGGUCGGUUCUAAGCGUUUGAGACAAAACGCUGGCGUUCAGAGCAAUUGGUACCGUCAGCAGAUUCGCACCUAUGCCGACAAGGUCGUCAAGGUGCCUCAGAUGGCCGAAUCCAUCUCUGAGGGUACUCUGAAACAAUGGGUCAAACAGGUCGGCGAUUUCGUUGCACAGGACGAAGAAGUGGCUACCAUUGAAACUGACAAAAUCGAUGUUACUGUCAACUCCCCUGCAUCCGGUACCAUUGUUGAAGUGUAUGCUCAGGAGGAAGACAACGUUGCCGUCGGUGCCGAUUUCUUCAAGCUCGAAUUGGGUGACGCUCCCAAAGAAGGUGCUGCUGCUCCUGCCAAGAAGGAACAGAAGAAGGAAGAAGAAUCCAAGCCUGCUGAGGAACCCAAGAAGGAAGAGCCCAAGAAGCAAGAAUCAUCCGCUCCUGCUCCUACUCCCGCACCUAGCCAGCCCAAGAAGGAAGCUCCCGCUGCACCUGCUGCUGACGAAUCCGACAAGAAGGUGUACGGCAACCGCAAUGAACGACGUGUGAAGAUGAACCGUAUGCGUCUCAGAAUCGCUGAACGUUUGAAAGAAUCUCAAGAUACCGCUGCUUCUUUAACCACUUUCAACGAAAUCGAUAUGUCCAACUUGAUGAACCUCCGCAAAUUGUACAAGGACGCCAUUGUCAAGAAGCACGGUGUUAAGUUUGGUUUCAUGUCUGCUUUCGUCAAAGCCUCAGCUGCCGCUUUGGAAGAAUUACCAGCUGUCAACGCAUCCAUUGACGGUAACGAGAUUGUGUACCACGACUUUAUCGAUAUGAGCGUCGCUGUCGCCACUCCCAAGGGUCUUGUGACUCCCGUCUUGCGAAAUGUCGAAGACAUGAACUUUAUCGAUAUUGAAAAGAACAUUGCCGCUCUCGGUCAAAAGGCCCGUGACAACAAGAUCACCAUUGAAGAUAUGGCCGGUGGUACCUUCACCAUCUCCAACGGUGGUGUCUUUGGUUCCCUCAUGGGUACUCCCAUCUUGAACACCCCCCAAUCCGCCAUCUUGGGUAUGCACGCCAUCAAAGAAAGACCCGUUGUCGUUGACGGCAAGAUUGAGAUCCGUCCCAUGAUGUACGUUGCUCUUACCUACGAUCACAGAAUCAUUGAUGGUCGUGAGGCCGUGACUUUCUUGGUCAGAAUCAAGGAAAUGAUCGAAGACCCCAGAAGAUUGCUUCUUGAAAUCUAAAAAAACUCAUUCCACUUCCAUAAGAGAGAGAAAAAAAAGGACCUAAAAAAAUCAGAACCUUUACUUUGCAUUUUUACAACAUAACUAAAAAGAGAACUUGACUCAUACUGGGGUUAGAGAAAACCCACAUACAUAUUUAAACUCUUUACCUUU
Messenger RNA from Radiomyces spectabilis, 1760 nucleotides. RefSeq names its product dihydrolipoyllysine-residue succinyltransferase E2 component. Bases 261 to 1607 code for a protein of 448 amino acids. NCBI's taxonomy places the organism in Eukaryota, Fungi, Mucoromycota, Mucoromycetes, Mucorales, Radiomycetaceae. The record is from RefSeq and is a predicted model, not a curated record. The transcript has 6 exons. Gene Ontology annotation, molecular function: dihydrolipoyllysine-residue succinyltransferase activity. Gene Ontology annotation, biological process: tricarboxylic acid cycle. Gene Ontology annotation, cellular component: oxoglutarate dehydrogenase complex.